Molecule: messenger RNA, 564 nt
Organism: Desarmillaria tabescens
Lineage: Eukaryota; Fungi; Basidiomycota; Agaricomycetes; Agaricales; Physalacriaceae
Exons: 2
Coding region: 1-564 (187 amino acids)
Source: RefSeq, a predicted model, not a curated record
AUGGCGGCAGAGUUUGCCAAAUGGGUGAAUGUGCCGGAGGUCAUACCAGAUGACUUUGAUGAGGAUGCACUACUGCAGGCUGCUCUGGAGGCUGAUUCAAUACCAGGCAUAACAGUCAACCACUCACAAGCACAGUAUUUCUCCUGCUUGUUUGUCUUGGAGGAAGUGAUAGAUAUUAAGAACAACAUUCGGUCCCAUAGUCCCAGUGGGAUGGGAUGGGACAGAACAUCAUAUGACUUAUUUAUGGCCCUCCCGAACAACCUCCUUCUCAUGUUCUUCAACUGCUGCCUUGAGACAAGAGCAAACUAUCACCUGAUUGGGUUGGAAUCAUGUCUCUUGAAGAUGUUCACGCUUCUGCUUGAUAGGCAUGUCCAUCUCUGGAUAGAAGAUAAUCACAUCCUGCCUGAGUCUCAGAACGGCUUUCGUAGAGGUUAUCAUGCAAUGAACAAUCCUUUCAUCUUGCGCAUGGCUAUUGACAAGGCACUGGCAGAAGGUCAAACACUGUAUGUCGCAUUUCCUGAUCUCACAAAUGCCUUUCCAUCAACAGAUCAUGCUUCUCUGUGA